GCUACUGUUUAAGCUCCUGCGUUAUGUCAUGCACUGUCAUCUAACCACUAAAUAUGCAGAACUCAUUUAGUCCGCACAACUCUGGGAAGAGUACUAAUAGCAUCCAUAUAUUUCAGCCAGAAUGCCUCCCACUCAGGCAGAAAGUGUUAUAAAGAAUAUCAUACGAGAAAUAAGACAAGAAUGUGCAGCCCGUGGAGAGAUUGUUUCUGAAACUCUGGUUGCUUUUAUGGUGAAAGCUGUUGUCCUGGAUCCAAGUAAUGGCUUUAACGUGGAUAGAACACUCAUAAAAAGUGAUGUGCAGAAACUUGUUAAGCUUUGUGUGGCUCGGCUAUUGGAUAGUCAAAAUCCAUCCCUGGACACUAUUAAGAUGCAAGUCUACUUUGAUAUGAAUUACACAAGUCGAGAGGAAUUUCUUGAAGAACAUCACCGGGUCCUAGAGUCUAGAUUAGGCUCUGUUAGGAGAGAAAUUACAGAUAACAGAGCUUGUGCUAGAGAAGAAUUGGAAAGCCUCUACCGAAAGAUCGUCAGCUAUGUGUUACUACGCUCUGGGCUUGGAUCCCCUACAAACAUCAAGAUUGUCAGAGAGGCAACAGCUGCCCUACAGAGUGUGUUUCCUCAGGCUGAGCUUGGGACAUUUCUAACUCUUUCUAAGAAGGACAAAGAACGCCAGCUGAAAGAACUCACUAUGAUUGUUACUGGAAUUCGUUUAUUUAACAGAGACUGUGGAAAAGGAGGAGAAGGCAUUGAUGAUUUGCCAGCUAUUCUACACGAAGCAAUCCCAGCCACCACUCAACAUAUUGAUUCCCAACUUCAGAUUGCCCAGGACCAGGCCUACUGCUACACAGCCAUCCUUGAGAAGAUAACAAAGAACCCACUCAUGAGUUUAGAAUUUCAGCCGUAUAUGUUAAAAGAAGCACUGUAUAAUGUGCGACAAUAUGAGAUAUUCCUUCAGAUCAUUUUGGUGAGUUAA
Galeopterus variegatus (Sunda flying lemur) is the source of this 970-nucleotide messenger RNA. RefSeq names its product chromosome unknown open reading frame, human C6orf165 (gene CFAP206). NCBI's taxonomy places the organism in Eukaryota, Metazoa, Chordata, Mammalia, Dermoptera, Cynocephalidae. Gene Ontology annotation, cellular component: ciliary basal body; axoneme. The coding region runs from base 122 to 970 and encodes 282 amino acids. The record is from RefSeq and is a predicted model, not a curated record. Gene Ontology annotation, biological process: regulation of flagellated sperm motility; sperm axoneme assembly; regulation of cilium beat frequency. The transcript has 7 exons.